This is a messenger RNA of Poecilia reticulata (guppy), 1171 nucleotides long. It is a transcript of the gene cavin4a, whose product is annotated as caveolae associated protein 4a. The record is from RefSeq and is a predicted model, not a curated record. Gene Ontology annotation, biological process: regulation of gene expression. Lineage: Eukaryota; Metazoa; Chordata; Actinopteri; Cyprinodontiformes; Poeciliidae. Gene Ontology annotation, cellular component: cytoplasm; caveola.
CUGAGUUUGGGUCACAGCGGUUGGGUGUUGCUACUCUGGUCUCCUGCUGGUACCCCAACGCUCCUACGACCAAACCUGCAAAUUCACAAGUUUCCCAAAACGUCCCCAAUGGAUCAGCACAAGCUGCGCUCGGCAGGCGUCCAGGAGAAGCUGGAGAUCGUCGGGGUGGAAGAUGAGGCCGGCAACCCCAUCAGCGCCCUCACCAUCCUAUCUCUGCUGGAGCGCGUGGCCGGCAUCAUCGACAACGUCCAGUCCUGCCAGCAGCGCAUGGAGGAGCGCCAGCUGGAACUGGAGAACAACAUCAAGACCAUCCAGGGUGACGUCCUGAAGCUGGCCAAAGACCACAGCGACACCAGCGGCACCGUGGAGAAGCUCCUGCAGAAGACCCGCAAGGUGAGCGCCAACGUCAAGGAGGUCCGCACGCGCGUGGAGAAGCAGAACGUCCGAGUCAAGAAGGUGGAAACGACGCAGGACGAGCUGCUGACGCGCAACAAGUUCAGAGUGGUCAUCUACCAGGGUGAGACGGAGGUCCCGUCCGUGGCUGUCACCAAAUCUCCCCAAGGACUCGGUCUGGAAGGCCUGGAGAUUGAGCCGGACGCCUACGACAUCCCCGCCGACCUCUCCUCCGACGAAGAGUACCUGAGAGACGAGGAGCCGGAUCCGUCUCGAGCCGCUCGACUCAAGAAGUCCGUGGUGAAGAGCACGGAGACCCUGAAGGCCGCCUUCUCCAAGGAGAACAUGAGCAAAACCAAAGGCAACCUGGGCACCAAGUUCCACAACCUGGGCGAGAAAGUGAUGCCGCCGGAGAGGAGGGAGAAGAUGCAGCAGGCGGGGGAACGGCUGAAGCAGUCCGGCGAGCGCCUGAAGGAGAACAUCGCCAAGAAAGCCCCCACCAAAGAGACCUUCCGCAUCAAGCUGAAGAAGGAGCGGGCCGUCGCCGAGGGCCAGGAGGGGGCGGAGGGCGAGCCGGCCAAGGAGGAGAGCGCCCCGGAAACAAAGAGGGAGGGGCCGGUGGAGGAGGCCGGCGCCACCCGGGUGUCAGAAUAACGACCCGAGAACCGGGAACUGGGACACUGGAGGAACGAGGGCUGAGAUGUUAGACGAUUGUCUCAAUUAAUAAAAUUACUACGGUCUAAAUCUUGACGAUGAUUGAUAAAAUCUGUGAAAUGAA